This is a messenger RNA of Tripterygium wilfordii, 594 nucleotides long. RefSeq lists its product as uncharacterized. The transcript is spliced from 2 exons. The record is from RefSeq and is a predicted model, not a curated record. Lineage: Eukaryota; Viridiplantae; Streptophyta; Magnoliopsida; Celastrales; Celastraceae. The coding region runs from base 1 to 594 and encodes 197 amino acids.
AUGGUUUGCAUUCCAUCAACUGUUCCGAAUACUCCAAGGUUUAUAGUGGCUUACGUUAUUCCAGAGGGUCAGCAUUUUCUUGCAAAAGUGUCAAACUUUUCCCAAUCAGAUGCAAUUAUUUGUAAUAUCAGGGAUAAGUUAAAUGAGGAUCAAUUGGAGACCUUUAGUAGAUCAUGUUUUGGUAUAUAUCUUCGUAUUAGGAGUCUAACUUUUUUCGGGCAGCUUGUUCAUCAGCUAUUGUUAAGACAGGUUGAAUCCUCCAACCAUAGUUUUGGCACAACUUUCAACUUCAAGUUGGCUGGAAACCAAGCAACAUUUUCAUUUGAAGAUUUUGCGCUUGUUAUUGGAUUAGUAUGUACUAGAAUUUCAUCCAUUUCUUCACUUGUUGAUACUAGCACACAUAGGCUAAGGGAUGCUUAUUUCAAGGGAAAUAAUAGCAUUAAGAGAUCUGAAUUAGAGAGUACAUUUUUGGGUCUAAAACCUCAACCUGACAAUGAAGAUGACGUUGUCAAGUUAGCUCUUGUUUAUUUUGUAGAGUUUGUGUUGCUUGGUAACGAGCGUAGUAGGAACAUUUCUGAUGUGGCAUAUCUCUAA